AAAGUUGUCCUCUUUGGUGUGCUGUUACAUACGUAUGAUUACAAGCAACACUUGUCUCCCACUAUGCUCUUGGUUCUCUAUUCUCUGCAUAUAUAUUUGGAGCUUGAGAUUCUCUUAAUGCUCGUCAAAGUUUGGGUCUUUAUCUUUCUUGGAUGCGAUCUAGAGCCACAGUCCAAUGAACCAUACUUAGCAACAUCUCUACAAGAUUUUUGGGGUCGCCGGUGGAACCUCAUGGUUCCGGCGAUCCUCCGGCCAGCUGUUUACAGCCCGGUGCAGCGAAUAGCUGAAUGGAAAAUGAGCUCUGAUCACGCUAGGUUUUUGGCGGUUUUAGCGACAUUCUUGGUCUCCGGUGCAGUUCACGAGCUGAUUUUCUACUAUAUUAACCGUGAGAUGCCUACAGGAGAAGUCACUUGGUUCUUUGUGUUACAUGGAGUUUGCACGGCGGCCGAAGUAGUGGUGAAGAAGAGGACUUUUGUGGGGCGGUGGAAUAUGAGUCCGAUGGUUUCGCGACUACUUACGGUAGGGUUUGUGGUGUUGACCAGUGGAUGGUUGUUUUUCCCUCCUCUUAUAAGAGGUGGCAUGUUUGUGAGACUCCCUAACGAAGCCUUGCUGUUUAUUGAUUCUGUCAAGCACAAGUUCUUUACGUUUGGGUCAUAAUUCGUGGGUGUAUGUGUCUUUUAUUUGUAGCUGGAUUAUCAAACUAUAUUAAUUGGUGGAAUUUCAUAAUAACACUAAUUGUGAUUCGUGA
Messenger RNA from Eruca vesicaria subsp. sativa (arugula), 748 nucleotides. Lineage: Eukaryota; Viridiplantae; Streptophyta; Magnoliopsida; Brassicales; Brassicaceae. The record is from the annotation of a GenBank genome assembly.